Molecule: messenger RNA, 2567 nt
Organism: Cryptococcus deneoformans JEC21
Lineage: Eukaryota; Fungi; Basidiomycota; Tremellomycetes; Tremellales; Cryptococcaceae
Product: g2/mitotic-specific cyclin cdc13, putative
Exons: 5
Coding region: 170-1774 (534 amino acids)
Biological process (GO): regulation of cyclin-dependent protein serine/threonine kinase activity; G2/M transition of mitotic cell cycle
Cellular component (GO): nucleus; cyclin-dependent protein kinase holoenzyme complex; centrosome
Molecular function (GO): cyclin-dependent protein serine/threonine kinase regulator activity
Source: RefSeq, a predicted model, not a curated record
GUCUCUAUUCUCCAGCCGUGUAUUCAGAGGUAGCGCUGGGGUAUCCUCUAUUCUCACACUCUGCUCCCCAUAGAACCCCAUCCUCACAACCCUCACCCACCACAGCGCGACGAGACAGCCCAGGCGACUCUCGACAGACACACGCGACAGCCCCACCAAUUCGCCCAAAAUGCCUAGUGGUAUCCCUACUCGCCGCGUCCGUCUGGUCGACGAGAAUGCCCCACCUCCCCCCGGCGCCGUUGUCACCCGUACGCGUUCUCGGGCUUUGGCCUCCACCACUUCUACUGCCACCAACGUGAAACCGACCACCACCUCUAUCCCUAUGAUGAAACGACAACGCUCCACUAUCUCAUCCGAAAACAAGAUUGUCGACAAGUCUGAUGUGAGGCGUAAUGCUCUUGGUGAGGUACGGAAUGGCAAGGGCGGAGAAAAGGAGAAGGAGAGUGGGAAGGGAAAGGUCGUGGCAAUCGAACGAAAGCCGUUGGCGACGACUCAGGCAAAGGCGCAAAGAGUCACACGUUCAGCGUCUGCUCAGCCGGUAAUGGGUGUCAAGGAUGGAGAUAAGAAGCGAAAGGCUGUCAUUACCAGCAAAAUUCCGUCUCGUUCUCGAUCGACCGGUGCUGAACCUGCUCAAGUCGAAGUGAAACCCACUAUCAAGACUGAAGAGGAGCCUGUUCGUAAGCGUCGGAAAACGUCGAGCCCCGUUGUAGAAGUUGGAGAGGAUGGACCAACAGUGGAUGGAAAGGAAUUGCUGUUGUCAAGUGGAAGCAAAAAUGCGACAGCCUUCAGGUCACCCAAGAUUAAAGCCAAGGAUGACGGAUGGACGGAUCUGGAUGCUGAGGACGAAGGGGACCCAACAAUGGUCAGCGAAUAUGUCGUUGAAGCUUUUAAGUACAUGAUGGAUAUCCAAGGCCAAACAAUGCCCGAUCCCGAGUACAUGGACAACCAAGCUGAACUCCAAUGGAAGAUGCGUCAAAUCCUCAUGGAUUGGAUCAUCGAAGUCCACUCCAAAUUCCGACUCCUCCCCGAAACCCUCUUCAUCGCCACCAACCUUGUUGAUCGCUUCCUCUCCAAGCGCGUCAUUUCCCUCGUCAAGUUCCAGCUAGUCGGUCUUACCGCCCUCUUUAUCGCAUCAAAAUAUGAAGAAGUCUGUUGCCCAGGUGUUGAGCAUUUCCUACAUAUGUCGGACGGAGGAUACACCGUCGAGGAAUUGCUUAAAGCAGAGCGUUACAUGUUGUCCACGUUGCAAUUCGACAUGUCGUACCCUAACCCGCUCAAUUUUAUAAGGCGGAUCAGUAAAGCCGAUGGGUACGAUAUCCAAUCGAGGACGGUUGCAAAGUAUCUUGUCGAGAUUAGUUGUGUCGACCAUCGGCUUUUGGGUUAUACACCUAGUAUGUUGGCUGCCGCGUCCAUGUGGCUCGCGAGAUUAUGUCUUGAGCGUGGGGAAUGGAACGCGAACCUUGUGCACUACUCGACGUAUUCCGAAGAUGAGAUUCGUCCUUGUGCGCAGGUCAUGUUGGAUCAUAUUCUCGAUCCCGAUUUCGACGAGUCUACUUCAUUCUACAAAAAGUAUGCAAGCAAGAAACACAUGAAGGCGAGUGUGUACGUACGCGAAUGGGCAACUCAGCUGUGGCCUGCGUCGGCGGAUGGGAGUGCAGUUGAGAGGGGCACAGAGCUUGAACUUUUAAAGAUGUUUUUGGAGGAUGAAGAGGAAGAGAAUAACAAGGGGAGUAAGAGGAGGAUGAAGGCGGUUGAUGAGGAAGAGGAGUAUUAAAGACGCCAAGGAGCGUUUGUUUGCUCUUACGCGAUUGACAUUCGUCAAUUAAUUCACCCUACUCCUCGCCAUCCAGCUCAGCUUCUCUCGCACACUUUCCCACAUCAACUGCACUCCUUGUUCAAUCUGACUCUGAUUCAAUCCGACAUGCACGACGACCCUUUCAACACAUUCAUUGGCCAUCAUUCCCUUCAUACUUUUCACAAUUCCAACCGCAAUUCCAGCCAUAACCACAACCAUACAUCAAGAACAAUCAGUACAAGAGUACCGAUACAAAUGCAGUAAUUGACGACUUUAUACCAUCCCAACGAUUUGGUUUGCAUAUAUACCCCUCUUCCCUUCCUGCCGACUCUUCCACGCCUUUUAACCUUCCCAUCUUUUCAUACACCCGCGCACCGCAUCCGAAUUCGCAUAUCAAUAUCGACACUGACGUCGUUAUCGUCUCAAACAUCCCAAUCGCAAGAGAGAAGAGCUAGUGGGGACAGAAAAUAAAAUCCAAGGAGUGGAAACCUUUUUUUUUACGUGUUUAUUGUAACAAUGUAGAAUUUCAUUUAUAUACGACCUUCUCCUUCCAUAAUUCCUUCUUUUGUCUUUUUUUGGUGCGGCGAACGAAUGCAGCGGGGAUAGAGUGAGACUGAAUGGAAAGGGAAAUAGUGGAGGGAAAAGAUUUGGGUUUUAAUUAUUUUUAUUUCAGUAGCUUUUUGUUGAUGCCCCAACCUUGCCGCACCAGCCACUUCCUUUUGUUUAUGAUUACAAAUGAGAUAUUUUGACGCAUGUAUGGUAAAACGUAUUU